Messenger RNA from Benincasa hispida (wax gourd), 2032 nucleotides. Its product is annotated as auxin canalization protein (DUF828). Gene Ontology annotation, biological process: auxin-activated signaling pathway; phloem or xylem histogenesis; leaf vascular tissue pattern formation. The record is from RefSeq and is a predicted model, not a curated record. NCBI's taxonomy places the organism in Eukaryota, Viridiplantae, Streptophyta, Magnoliopsida, Cucurbitales, Cucurbitaceae.
GAAAAGUUAGGGACCAUUUGCAUAUAUUGAGGAAGAAAAAGGGAGUGCAGAAGAAUAUGUUACAUCGUUUUGUUAGUUUAACCUCCGGAAGCUUAAGAUUAAAGCAGAAGAAACGAAGAACAAAAAAAGUGGUAGAGAACAGACAGAGUACAGACACACAUAGCCACAACAAAAACAUUUCUUCAUAAAUUUCCCCCAAAACCUUAACCAACACUCAAUCCAUUCAUUAUUUUUCCUGUCUUUCUCUUUCUUCUCUUACCCUUUUUUGUCUUUCUUCUCAAAUCUCCGCCAUUGCCGCCGCCAUGUCACGGCCGUCCUCCCACACCCCUCUGGAUUCCUCCUUGGAGUUCCUGUCAAGAUCUUGGAGAGUUUCCCCGUCGACCCACUUCGUCAAUUCCAAGACUCCGGCCGCCAGUCACGGCGGCGGGAAUUGGGGUGAUAUUGUUUUGGAAGAUUCCAGCGGCGACGCCGAGGGGUUUUUGGUGUUUAUGAAUCCAUUUUCGUUUACGUCUUCUGAAACUUCCCAAAUGGUGAUGGAUCGUAUUUUGUCACAUUCGCAGGAUGUAUCUCCUCGGACUUCCGGUAGGUUGUCGCAUAGCAGCGGCCCACUCAACGCCGCCCACAGCGGCGGUGGUUCAUUAACCGACAGUCCACCGUUUUCUCCCUCCGAAAUCGCCGACCUCGACGCUAAGCUUUACCGCUCCAAUUAUUCUUUGAGUACCCAUUUGAGAGCCACCGUCAAUGGCUCCGGCGCCUCCGCCGCUCUCGGGGGCGGAAAGACCGUUGGCCGUUGGCUGAAGGAGCGUAAGGAGAGGAGGAAAGAGGAAAACAGAGUUCAGAAUGCUCAGCUUCAUGCUGCUGUUUCGGUUGCAGGGGUUGCCGCUGCCAUCGCCGCCAUUGCCUCUGCUUCUGCGUCUUCCUCCCAUGCAAAUGACGGCGAAGAAAUACCCAAGACUGAUAUUGCUAUGGCCUCCGCCGCUACCUUGGUUGCCGCUCAGUGUGUGGAGGCCGCUGAGGCAAUGGGAGCCGAACAUGAUCACCUCGCUUCCGUCAUUAGCUCUGCCGUCAAUGUCAGGACCGCCGGCGAUAUUAUGACCCUCACCGCCGCCGCUGCCACAGCAUUAAGAGGAGCGGCAACGUUGAAGUCUCGGGCGAUGAGGGAUGUAUGGAAUGCGGCGACAGUAAUUCCAACAGAGAAAGGGAUUGGAGCGUCGUUGAGUGGGGGCUACUGUGACAGUGUCCAUGGUAAUUUUAAUAACAUUAUUGUGAAUCCAGAGUUUAGCGGUGAGUUUGGACCAGUUGCAGCUACCUAUGAGUCAAAUCUUCAAAUUCAACGUCAAGAUAAUUUCCUCACUGUCUGCCAUAGGGCUUUGCUUGCUAAUGGCUGUGAACUACUUAAACGUACUCGCAAUGGUGAUCUUCAUUGGAAACUGGUCUCUGUUUAUAUCAACAGAACAAAUCAGGUUGUGGUGAAGAUGAAGAGCAGACACGUGGCUGGGACCAUAACCAAAAAGAAAAAGAAUUUGGUGGUGGAUGUAGUGAAAGAUAUUCCGGCAUGGCCAGGGCGGCACCUGCUGGAAGGCGGCGAGGACCGCCGUUACUUCGGGCUGAAAACGCUGCUGCGAGGGGUGGUGGAAUUCGAGUGUAGAAACCAAAGAGAAUAUGAUAUGUGGACACAAGGAGUUGCCAAGCUCCUUCUAAUGGCAGCUGAAAGGCUUUGUAGGUUUUGAGACAAAUCUUGUCUGUCUCUUUGUUGACUCUAAAAUGAGAAAGAUACAAGCAAAAAGCAAAAAGCAAAAGAAAAAAAAAAUGGAUUUGAGAGAGAUGAGAAAGGGAAAUGUGAAGAAAUUGUUUUGUUUGAAUAUAAUUAAUGGGGAAGACAAAUUGUGAAUUAUAAGCUUUUCUUAAUGGUUUUUCUUUUAAGGGUUCAUGUAAUGUGAAAGGAAUUCAUUGGGGAGUUGGCUUCUUAGACUUGGAUUGGAAGUGAGAUUAUUAGUCAAAAAGAAGAUAUGCCAAAAAGACACAAAUUCUU